This is a messenger RNA of Phacochoerus africanus (Common warthog), 6935 nucleotides long. RefSeq names its product RAB3 GTPase activating non-catalytic protein subunit 2 (gene RAB3GAP2). Gene Ontology annotation, biological process: regulation of GTPase activity. The transcript is spliced from 35 exons. Bases 108 to 4286 code for a protein of 1392 amino acids. Lineage: Eukaryota; Metazoa; Chordata; Mammalia; Artiodactyla; Suidae. The record is from RefSeq and is a predicted model, not a curated record.
CGGCUCCGCGGAGGAGGAGGCGGCGGCGGCGGCGGCGGCGGCCGCGGGGUGGCGGGGGAAGGGGGUGGCGAGGCCAGCUGGAUGCCCGAUCGGGGGUCCCCGGAGCCAUGGCCUGCUCCAUCGUCCAGUUCUGCUACUUCCAGGACCUCCAGGCCGCCCGGGACUUCCUCUUCCCUCAUCUGCGGGAGGAGACCCCCAGCGGCGCCUUGAAGAGGGACCCCAGUAAAUCAAACUGGGAAGACGAUGGUUGGGGAACGUGGGAAGAAACAGAACCCCAAGAACUUGAAGAAGACGGAAAUUCUUGCAAAACACAAAAAACUUCCUGGCUUCAAGAUUGUGUUUUAUCCUUAUCUCCAACCAAUGAUCUCAUGGUUAUAGCUCGGGGGCAAAAAGCUGUAUUUCUCGUGCCAAAAUGGAAACAUAGUGAUAAAGGGAAGGAAGAAAUGCACUUUGCUGUUGGUUGGAGCGGUUGUUUAAAUGUUGAAGAAGGGGAAUGUGUAACCAGUGCGCUCUGCAUCCCACUUGCAAGCCAGAAGAGGAGUUCCACUGGACGCCCAGACUGGACCUGCAUUGUGGUGGGCUUUUCUUCAGGUUACCUGCGCUUCUACACGCAGAACGGCGUGCUCUUGCUGGCACAGCUCCUGAAUGAAGACCUAGUGCUGCAGCUCAAGUGCAGGACCUAUGAAAUCCCACGACAUCCCGGUGUGACAGAGCAGAAUGAAGAGUUGAGUAUCUUAUAUCCAGCUGCCAUUGUGACUAUUGACGGAUUUAGCCUUUUUCAGUCUCUUCGAGCCUGUCGAAAUCAGGUAGCAAAAGCUGCAGCCUCAGGAAAUGAGAACAUACAGCCACCACCGUUAGCUUAUAAGAAAUGGGGUCUCCAAGAUAUUGACACAAUUAUUGAUCAUGCUAGUAUUGGUAUCAUGACUCUCUCCCCUUUCGAUCAAAUGAAGACCGCCUCCAAUAUAGGCGGAUAUAACGCCGCAAUUAAGAACAGCCCGCCCGCCAUGUCUCAGUAUAUCACUGUGGGCUCCAAUCCGUUCACGGGCUUCUUCUAUGCUUUAGAGGGAAGCACCCAGCCCUUGUUAUCUCAUGUGGCGUUAGCCGUGGCAAGUAAACUCACUUCAGCUUUAUUUAAUGCUGCCAGUGGUUGGCUCGGUUGGAAGAGCAAGCACGAAGAAGAGGCUGUGCCGAGGCAGAAGCCCAAGGUUGAGCCGGCAACCCCAUUAGCUGUGAGGUUUGGACUUCCGGAUUCUAGACGCCAUGGUGAAAGUAUAUGCCUGUCUCCAUGUAACACACUGGCAGCAGUAACAGAUGAUUUUGGCAGAGUUAUUUUGUUGGAUGUAACUAGAGGAAUUGCAAUACGGAUGUGGAAAGGGUAUCGCGAUGCGCAGACGGGCUGGAUCCAGAUUGUGGAGGACCUCCACGAGAGAGUGCCGGAGAGGGCGGACCCCUCCCCGUUCGGCAGCCCGCAGGGCCCCAGCCGCGUAGCUCAGUUCCUUGUGAUCUAUGCCCCACGGAGGGGCAUCUUGGAAGUGUGGAGCACCCAGCAGGGCCCUCGGGUGGGCGCUUUCAACGUGGGCAAGCACUGCAGGCUUCUGUAUCCUGGCUAUAAAAUCAUGGGCUUAAAUAAUGUUACCAGUCAGAGUUGGCAGCCCCAGACUUACCAGAUCUGUCUGGUGGAUCCAGCGUCUGGAAGUGUGAAGACAGUAAGCGUUCCUUUCCAUUUAGCCCUGAGUGAUAAGAAGAGUGAACGCGCCAAGGACAUGCACUUAAUGAAGAAACUAGGAGCCUCACUGAAAGCAAAAGCUCCCAAUCUUGAUUUGAUUGAAACAGAAAUAAAGGAAUUAAUUCUCGAUAUUAAGUACCCUGCGACCAAAAAACAAGCGUUGGAGAGCAUUUUGGCAAGUGAACGUUUACCAUUUUCCUGCCUUAAAAAUAUCACGCAGACUUUAAUGGACUCUUUAAAAAAUCAAGAGCUCGAGUCUGUUGAUGAAGGAUUGCUACAGUUUUGUGCCAAUAAGUUGAAAUUACUCCAUCUUUAUGAGUCUGUUAGUCAGUUAAACUCCCUUGAUUUUCAUUCGGACACACCAUUCUCCGACAAUGACUUGGCUGUGUUACUCAGGCUUGAUGAGAAAGACCUCCUCAAGCUCCAGGCGUUGUUGGAGAAAUACAAACAAGAGAACAGCAGGGCUGCUGUCCGCUUCUCUGAUGACAAGGAUGGCGUGUUGCCUGUCAAAACCUUCCUGGAAUAUUUAGACGCUGAGAAGGAUGUGAUCAGCGUGAAGAAGACGGGCGAAGAGGAGUGUGUGGCUUUAGGCAGCUUCUUUUUCUGGAAGUGUUUGCGUGGAGAGAGCUCCGCAGAGGACAUGUGUCGCACGUUGGAGUCGGUGGGACUGAGCCCCCAGCUGCUCUUGUCUCUGCUCCUGAGCGUUUGGCUUUCGAAGGAGAAGGAUAUUUUGAACAGACCGCAAUCUGUCCGCUGUCUCUACACGAUGCUGCACCUUCUGAGCAAGAUGAAAGUGGCCAUUGAGGAGACCUGGGACUCCCAGUCAGUGUCCCCCUGGUGGCAGCAGAUGCGUGCAGCCUGCAUCCAGUCUGAGAACAGCGGGGCGGCCCUGCUGUCAGCACACGUCGGGCACGCCGUGGCUGUGCAGAUAUCCAACAGCCUGACGGAGAAGAAGUUUUCGCAGGCGGGUCUGGGUCCCGACUCGGAGGCACUCACCGAUUCCUGGGAGGCCCUCUCUCUCGACACCGAGUACUGGAAGCUCCUGCUGAAGCAGCUGGAGGACUGCCUCCUGCUCCAGACGCUGCUGCACAGCAGAGCGAACCCCUCAACCGCCAGGGGGUCUUCACUGCAGGCUGAGCCGCUCCCAAGGCUCUCGGUUAAGAAGCUCUUAGAGGGCGGAAGAGGUGGCAUUGCAGACAGUGUAGCCAAGUGGAUAUUUAAACAGGACUUAAGUCCUGAAGUUUUAAAAUGGGCUCAUAAAGAAAGAGAUGCAGAAAACCCGGACGAACCCAAAGAAGGUAUCAGCAGAGGUUUAUCCGAGGUGACGGAGGUGGAGACGGACCUGGGAGCCAUACCAGACUUGCUGCACUUGGCCUACACGCAAUUCCCCUGUAGCCUGGAGCUGGACGUGCUGCACGCGCACUGCUGCUGGGAGUACGUCGUGCAGUGGAAUAAAGAUCCCGAGGAAGCACGUUUUUUCGUUAGGUCGAUAGAGCACCUGAAGCACAUUCUCAAUGCCCAUGUUCAGAAUGGCAUCGCCCUGAUGAUGUGGAACACCUUCUUAGUCAAACGGUUCUCUGCCGCUACGUACCUCAUGGAUAAGGUUGGGAAGUCACCCAAGGACAGGUUGUGCCGAAGGGAUGUGGGGAUGAGUGACACGGCCAUGGCAUCUUUCCUGAGCUCCUGCUGGGAUCUGCUUCAGACUUUAAUGGAGGCCGACGUCAGCAGGGAUGAGAUGCCAGUGCCCGUGCUGGACACAGAGGACGCCUGGCUGGCCGUGGAAGGGCCCACCUCCAUCGUGGAGCUGGCCCUGGACCAGAAGCCCGUCCACUACCCGCUGGUGGAGCACCACUCGGUCCUGUGCGGUGUGCUGUGCGCCAUCACGCGCUUCUCUCUCAAGGCCGUGAAGCCACUGUCCCUUUUCGACAGCAAGGGGAAAAACGCAUUUUUCAAAGACCUAACAUCAAUUCAGUUAUUACCUAGUGGGGAAAUGGACCCAAAUUUUAUUUCCAUACGACAACAGUUCCUACUGAAAGUCGUCAGCGCAGCUGUCCAGGCCCGACAUGGAGUCGCAAAGGACAGGGACUCCUCCGAAGAGGCCCCGAGCCCGCCUUUUGAGAAGGACCAAGACUGGCCUGUGCUGGCCCUGUACCUGGCGCAUCACCUUCAGGUCAGCGAAGACGCUGUGCGGAGGCACUACGUGGGCGAGCUGUACAACCACGGCGCCGACCACCGGGGAGAGGAGGCCAUCCUCCAGGUCCAGGACAAAGAGGUCCUGGCCUCUCAGCUGCUGGUGCUGAUCGGGCAGCGGCUGGCACACGCAGUGCUGCGCACCCAGACGCGGGAGGGCCUGGAGCUGCUGGCCAGGCUGCCGCCCACCCUGUGCACCUGGCUGAAGGCGAUGAACCCCCAGGAUCUUCAAAACACAGAAGUGCCAAUUGCAACAACAGCUAAACUAGUGAAUAAAGUAAUUGAGCUUUUACCAGAAAACCAUGGGCAAUAUAGCUUAGCCUUACACCUCACCGAAGCCGUGGAAGCCAUAGCGAUUCCUCCUUUAUGACACCGAGCUGCUGCAAACAGGCUCAACUUGUGUGACUAGAAUAUCAAUUAGUGCAUGGUUGUUUUGCAUAACAAGAUCUGGAAUUUUAUGGAGGGAGUAUGAUUUUUGUUUCCUUUUGUAAAAUAAAUAAAAAUACAUAUUACUUUUAAAAACAAGUACAGUCCUGGCUAAAUUUCACUCCUUUGGUUAAUACUGAUGAUAAAAUAUAAACAAAUAUCAACUAUACUCUUAAUUCCUAUUGCAGAUAUUCUACUGUUUAUUUCUGAUAUCACUUAGGUAGCUUUAUUGUUAAACUUUGCUAUUGAAAACUGGUUAUAAUUUACAGAUUAUGUUCUUAUUUUAAGAUUCUAUAUUUCAUAUUCAAAAGGUCACUGUAAUUAACUGUGUUCAUGUAUAGUCCCCAUCAGUAAAACGAGAGGAACAUCCCCGUCUUAGGAAAUGUGGGGCAAAUGCUUUUGUUUUCCUGCGAAUCCCGCCGGCUGCUUCCUGGAGCCCUGGACGCUGACAGCUUUCCUUCCCAGAAGUUAUGGCUGUUGCAUCAGAGGAGGAAGACCCUGCUUGUGGAGGAACAGGGGGUUCAAGAUCAUCAUAUUCACGGGAAUGGACACUAAAUAGAGCCCUGAACUGUUAGACUUGCCAAAACCGAGACUCUGAGAUGCAAGUAACGAUCCGCUUUUUGCCAACGUUCAACGUUGUAUCCACACCAGGUAAUUGUAAAAAUGUAUUAUCUUGUAAAACUUAUGUUUUAAAAAAGGGCAGUGAUGCUAAAAAUUUAAGUCCAACUUUAUUUUUCCUCUAAGAAUUUAGAGCUGUCUGCUUCUGAGAUUUGGUACGGUGGCCUCUUCUUAGGAACAGUACGGAAAAUGCUUCGUGAUGAGGCUGCAGCUUUGGCAAACUACCUCACAGCUGGCCUGGGAGGAGCCACACAACUGAUGUUGUGCCCUUUAGUGCCUAGAGCAGUCCAAGUGCUGGAAACGUAUUUGAUUAAAACCAAAUUAACCAAAACUGAAAAAGUGCUCGAGCUGUACAAAUACCGAGAAUCUGUUUCCUGUUUCCGCACAUCUUCCGAAUGUGGCCAGAGUCGGGUGAGGGACAGCGACUUGUCGCCUCUCCACUCCUCCUGAGAAGCCAACUCCAGCACCUGGACACGUCUGAGGCAUUCCGUCCAGCAGGACCAUUAAGGAACAGGUCUGAGGUUUGAGGAGUCCCCAGUGUAGGUUCUUGUUAACUAAGAGAUCACAUCCAAAUAAUAAGUGUCCACAACUUCGUAAUUACUGUUUCAUUUAAAAUCUUGAAGGAUGAGUUUUUGAGAUGUCCCGAGGCUUUGGGGUGAGGACCUGUCCAUCUGACUGAGGCCACGCCGUAUAGAGCAGCACGAGAAAGGACCUCGAGCUAGUCCAGCCUCAGCCUCCGCUGGGAUCCCCGCUGCCCCAUCCAGACACAUUUCUGUGAUUUCCUGUAAAUGUGUCUAGUCUCAUACCAUCUCUUGUUAUGUAUGCUCUAAAGAUUAGUUCUUUCUGUGACUUUUUUAAAUACUCAGAGUAGUUAUAAAUUUUGGAGGCUGAUGAAAGAAACUUGGAGUUUUUAAAGAUUAAAUCCUCACUUUGAUUCCAUUAUCACUUUGGGGGGAGGGGUAGCUAAUAAGUAUUUUUAGAUAAUAAAACUGGCUGAACUUUUUCUGACACAUCAUCAGACUUGGGGAUUGUUUAGAUUAUAAAUAAGCUGAAAUAUGGCUCCUAGAACCAUAGCAAAUCAGAACCAUAGCAAAUCAUUGAGUCUCUAGUUAGAUUUGGUAUCCUAAAAUUUAUCAUUCCAAGAAUUUUAACAUUGAAUUCCGAAUUGUAAAGAGCAGUUAAAUAUUUUACUAUUUCAUUAAGGGCGUUUAAAAUAAGUCUGGUGGAGGAAGGAAAACAAAUUGUAUACUUACCAUAAAGAGCCACAGAUAAUUCGAUUUUCCAUGGGAUGGGUGGUUCCUGUGUAUACCGAAGUUAUUGGUGGGAACCCGAUAACCAGUGAGUAAGUUUUUAGGUAAUCUCUACCCCCACACCUUCCCUCGUUAACAUUAAAUAGAUUGUUUGUACCUUGUCAAAUUCUGUUGUUGUCUGUAAAGGAAAACAGAAGGGUUCAAAUACUCACACCUUCCACACUACAGGUUGCAUUUCGAUGGAAAACUAGAAAAGACACUAGGUGAAGAGAAACAGCACCAAGCUUCUAAAUGCUUCAUACUUUUGCAAAAAGAAGUGUUAUAUGGAUUCAUCUAAGGGCAGAGUAAACACUAUUAGACUUACUGAUGACCAUUUAAAAAUCACAGAAAACCCGGAGUUAAUAACCCUAAGCGUACAUGAAUGAGGUCAGUUCACUUAGCAGGAGCUGUGGCUCAUUUCACUCAUAGGAGACAAAUAUGGUCAAAGCACCCAAGAGCAACAGCCAAAGCCCCCUCUCACCCAGUAGGAUGGAUUUGUUAAGUUUCUGCUGAACAGAGUCAGCCUCCCAAGCAAGAUUUUAAUCCCGUACUGAAUUGUGUAUAAAAUGCCCUAUUAUCUCCUGUAAUGUAUUGUAAGUAGUCAAAUCCUGUAUAUACUGCUAUUUUCAGUGUCUGUUCAUUGUUGUGAACUUAUGUAUAUUAGUGAAAUAAAUUUUCAGCUUUCA